AUGGUCCUGAGUGGGGCACUGUGCUUUCGAAUGAAGGAUUCAGCCCUAAAGGUGCUUUAUCUACAUAAUAAUCAGCUUCUAGCUGGAGGAUUGUAUGCAGGGAAGGUCAUUAAAGGUGAAGAGAUCAGUGUUGUCCCAAAUCGGUGGCUGGAUGCCAGGCUAUCUCCAGUCAUCCUGGGAGUUCAGGGGGGUAGCCAGUGCCUGUCAUGUGGGACAGGGGAGGAACCUACUCUGAAACUAGAGCCAGUGAACAUCAUGGAGCUCUACCUAGGCACCCAGGAGUCCAAACGCUUCACCUUCUACCGCCAGGAUCUGGGACUCACCUCCAGCUUCGAAUCAGCUGCCUACCCUGGCUGGUUCCUCUGUACAGCCCCUGAAGCUGACCAGCCUGUCAGGCUCUCCCAGAUCUCUGAGAAUUCCCCCUGGGAUACCUCCAUCACAGACUUCUACUUCCAGCAAUGUGAUUAG
Fukomys damarensis (Damara mole-rat) is the source of this 468-nucleotide messenger RNA. RefSeq names its product interleukin 36 receptor antagonist (gene Il36rn). NCBI's taxonomy places the organism in Eukaryota, Metazoa, Chordata, Mammalia, Rodentia, Bathyergidae. The record is from RefSeq and is a predicted model, not a curated record. The transcript has 4 exons. Gene Ontology annotation, molecular function: interleukin-1 receptor binding; cytokine activity. Gene Ontology annotation, biological process: inflammatory response to antigenic stimulus; cellular response to lipopolysaccharide. Bases 1 to 468 code for a protein of 155 amino acids.